AUUGUGAAAAUGUUUUGCAGAAGCUAUAUAAUAGAGUAGAAAAGUUUGGCCAAAAACAAGAAAUGGCAAGUAACAAGAUGGACGAAUAUGACAAAAAGUUUGCAGAGAUACAAAAGUACCUUCCAUUCCUGGAAGCGAUGAUCAAGAGGUUGCAAAACGUUAAGGAUAAAGAUAAUCGAGAAAAUCAAUUGCAGAAAAUGCAAAGUCUGCACGAAAUUUUAUCAAACAACAAGCAAAAGUUAAAGGUCAAGACACUGGAACGUUGCGGGGAUGUUUUGCAGAAUCUAUAUAAAAGAUGUAACGAAGCAGAGGCAAACGUUUGCGACACUGACACACUGGAUCCACUUUCACGUUUGCUUUCAUCAUUGGAUUUGGCUGAUGAAUAAUCUUUUAUAUGCUUGUUAUCCUUUGUAUACAAAAUAUUCUUUAAUAAUAUUUUAUAAGAAAAGCGAUUAAAGCUUAUUUUUAAAACAUA
Monomorium pharaonis (pharaoh ant) is the source of this 475-nucleotide messenger RNA. RefSeq lists its product as uncharacterized. The transcript is spliced from 4 exons. Bases 63 to 386 code for a protein of 107 amino acids. NCBI's taxonomy places the organism in Eukaryota, Metazoa, Arthropoda, Insecta, Hymenoptera, Formicidae. The record is from RefSeq and is a predicted model, not a curated record.